Molecule: messenger RNA, 1704 nt
Organism: Trichoderma asperellum CBS 433.97
Lineage: Eukaryota; Fungi; Ascomycota; Sordariomycetes; Hypocreales; Hypocreaceae
Source: RefSeq, a predicted model, not a curated record
AUGAUGCUAUACACUUCUCGUCCGAGGCUCCCACAGUCGCCAACUCCUGCUCUCUUCCCUCCCACCAUCGUCUCUGCAGCCUCUCAUAAUCCCAUCCGCUCGUCAGCAUCGAAGCCAUCUCUCCCCUCAAAGCUAGCCGUAGUCGAAAUAGAAACACACAUCGUCGCAUCCGAAUCUGCCAAUCCAGCCGUCGCCAACAUUCCACCACACGCGAGUAACCCAAAGCAUGCACAGAGCAACAAGAGAUCAUCCGCAAUCACAGUCACCGUCACGCCCAUCCGAUCUGAGACGCCUUCUCCAUCCGAAGUCGAUGCAGACAUGGGGAAACACGUCUCUCCGGCUGUGUCUACCGUCUCGGAUGAGUUGAGUCUGAUCAUCAGGCCGGCAACUCCAACCAGUCCUGUUCAAAUCCCCAAGGCCAACGGCCGCAACAAACAUUUCGACGCCGCUCGCCCUGUGAGACGACAAAACGCCCCCCGUCGCAAGGUUCCGAAUCAUGUUCGCUCGCCAGAGUCUCUCUCCCCAUCAGUGGCUGCUCUGCUGGCCGUCACUGACAUACCACGACCCCGACGGACGCAACGGAAACUCCUAGGGGCGGACAGACUGUUAACCGUCGAUGCCAUCAUUGACAAUGAGCGCCAACUUUCGGAGAAGGAGAUUAGCUGGUCGUUGAGUCGUGGCAGUCCUAUGGAUGUAUUGAUGUCGCCCCCCGACAGCUUGGACGAAGAAUUCCUGGGCAGUGACUGCGGCAGUGUCUCAAUGGCCAGAACACUUUCCAUCGAUUCAAUGCCGUCUUUGGGAGACUCUUAUGGCACCGACGUGAUCUCGUCUAUCGAAUCCCCUCGAAGCUUGAGUCCUCAACCCUUGCAUCGGAGAAAGGCCAGCCCGAUGCGUAAGUCGCUUGGGCCCAUCCGCUCUCCUCCUAACACCAUCGAUGAGCAUCCGCUCUCGCCAAAGCCGCCGCAGGAUGAGGAUGACUUGGAGGACUCGCUGAGCCUCAAGAGCUCAGAUGCCGACCAAUCAACUUCUCAAGCGUUUAUACCUUUCAAGCCCCUCAGGGCUGUCUUCAAGUCUAAUCUUACGGCAUCACUACGUGCGCUGCGAUCUGCAGCAAAGUCGUUUUCAAGCAUCAACUUUCCGUCCAUCCCUCCAGAUGAUCUCAUUACGCGAUCCAUCCUCACCAUGGACCCCGAAGUGCCAUAUGCCGAUGAGCGCCGACCACCCGUUACGGAGGAAAUCCCAUCAGCUGAGCUACGUCGUUAUCUGAAUCCUACCACAAGGCUGUCGCUCGAGUCACAGUCUCGACCUCUACAGCAGCCAGGCACUUUCGUCGCAUCUAUCCAAAUGCAAACCUACAAGAUUCAGCGGUCCCGACCCACAGACGCUGCGGCGGCACGCAAAUCGUACCCAUCUAUCUCACCGCUUUCUCCGUCGCCUCCCGUAAACGAGGCCCCUUCAGACUCGACUCGAGACGUGACAACACCACCUCUUCCGGCUGUACGGCAGCGAGAGAUGCGAGAAAACCCCGAUUUUAUUCGAAUUGCCGUCAUGGAAAUGAUCAUGCGCCGACGAGGCAAGCUGGACAACAACAAGCCUGGCCGUGCUCGAUGGGCACUACCACCCAGGAAAACAUCGGCUAAACCCUAUGAGAUUGGAGCCGAUGGUGUUCCAGAGCGAUGGAUUCCUCUGCCAAUAGCUGGUUAG